CGGCCGCCGGCCCUGCGCGCCCCGGCCCGUCUGCGGCGCCGCGGCCAGCUGGCGCCAGCGCUCAUAUAGGAUGCGCGGGGAUGGGACCGAGCCGGCCAGAGCCGCGGCUUUGCCAUCUGAGUAACACCCUCCAUCCAACCUCCCGCUCUCCUCCUCCCGCGCUCGCUCGGCUUUUCCCCCUUUCUUUUUUCCUCUCGUUCUCCUUUUUCCCGCAGCCUCCGAGCGGGCACCCGUCUCCUCUCUGCCUCCCGCCCCGGGUGCUGCCCCGCCACCCGCCCGCGGACAGAGGGACGCGUUGACUCCGGGGCCCACCCCGCAUCCUCCCGAGGGCGAUCUCCGGACACCCGACGGUUUUCUCCUAAACAAUCGCCCGUCUGCUAAACCUCCCCCCCACAAACCUCCCCGGUACCUCCGCCUGCAGACCCCGACCGCCGCUCGCCGCUGCCCCGCGGGUGAGCGGGAGGGGAGGCCCGAGGCCAUGGAGGUGGCCACGGACCAGCCUCGCUGGAUGACCCACCACGCCGUGCUCAACGGGCAGCACCCCGAGAGCCACCACCCGGGACUGGCUCACAACUACAUGGAACCAGCGCAGCUCCUACCUCCGGACGAAGUCGACGUCUUCUUCAACCACCUGGAUUCCCAGGGCAACCCUUACUACGCCAACUCUGCCCAUGCCCGGGCCCGGGUCUCCUACAGCCAGGCGCACGCCCGCCUGACCGGGAGUCAAAUGUGCCGGCCUCAUCUUAUCCACAGCCCCGGGAUCCCUUGGCUGGACAGCAGCAAAGCGGCACUGUCUGCCCAUCACCACAACCCCUGGACCGUCAACCCCUUCACCAAGACCCCCCUGCACCCCUCGGCAGCUGGAGCACCCGGGGCCAUCUCGGUGUACCCUGGCAGCAGCACGUCCAGCACCGCAUCUGUCUCCUCACUCACCCCGGCCUCGCACUCAGGCUCCCAUCUCUUUGGUUUCCCCCCGACCCCUCCCAAGGAAGUGUCUCCGGACCCCAACUCCACCAGCGCUGCCUCCCCUUCGUCCUCCGCUGGGGCCAGGCAGGAGGACAAAGACAGCAUCAAGUACCAAGUGUCGCUGUCGGAAGGGAUGAAGAUGGAGAGCGCCAGCCCGCUCCGCAGCAGCCUCACCAGCAUGGGGGCCCAGCCCUCCACCCACCAUCCCAUCCCCACAUACCCCUCCUACGUGCCAGCUGCCCAUGACUACAGCAGCAGCCUCUUCCACCCAGGCAGCUUCCUGGGGGGCCCAGCAUCCAGCUUCACUCCCAAGCCACGAAGCAAGGCCAGAUCCUGUUCGGAAAGAAAUCCGGUUUCUUCGUGUUUCCAUUUAGAAGGCAGGGAGUGUGUGAACUGUGGGGCUACCUCAACCCCUCUCUGGAGAAGAGAUGGCACCGGGCACUACCUGUGCAACGCCUGCGGGCUCUACCACAAAAUGAACGGUCAAAACCGACCUCUCAUUAAACCCAAACGAAGGCUGUCAGCGGCCAGGAGAGCAGGGACGUGUUGUGCCAACUGUCAGACAACCACCACGACCUUAUGGCGACGCAACGCCAAUGGGGACCCAGUUUGUAAUGCCUGCGGACUCUACUAUAAACUGCACAAUGUGAGUAUUUGCUCAUCUCAUGUGUCGCGGGGAUUGAUGUCUUAACUGCGCGGUGUACACUGGGCUUUUAUUGGUUUGGGGGGGGAAGGGGGGGGGGGCUGGUUGUUGUUUUAUUCCUUCCCUUGGUCUCUAAGGUUCCCCUGGGGAGUGACAGCCAUUCUUUGUCAGCAUAGUGAUGCUAAGUUAGAUGACAUUACAAUGUAUGAGCUUGGCUUCUAACGCUUGGGCAAAGCAGGCCAAAUUGUGCAUGACACUUGGUUUUAACUAAGCAUGUUCUGUGCAUCUUUUGGCCGUGGGAAAUAGGCUCUGGGCAAGAAUUGAUCCCAACGGAGCAUCUUCGUUUUGAUUUAAAAAUAAUAACGCAUCUAAGGCUUUGUGUUUUUGUUAUUUUUUAAAAAGAAAUUUGUUCUAAGCAGGAAUCACUUGUCCUUUUGUAAAGUUAUUUAAACUACAGGUAACUGAGGUUACUGGUGUUGGAUUGUUCACGUCUAAGGUCUGAAUUUAGGUCAACGUGUGCCUCCUGGUUUGAUCUCAUUCUCUUAGGAAAUGAAUGACUGAGGGCAAGCCUACGGGAAAGAGAGUCAUCGGCUGCCAAAUUCAGUUCAAUUUGUUUUUCAUGUCUGGGUUUGUGUGUGUGUGUGUGUGGUUUUAUUAAACAAAUCAAUAUAAACAAGUUCUACAGAGAGAAACACCGUUUUUUUCCCCUCUUUUUCUGGCCAGAAAAAGGUCUCCAUCCAGGAAAAACACAUGGGGGCUGUCCAAAUAUUUUCAUUUUUGCACAAUAAAGUCAUUUUGUCAGCAUGAGCCUGAUUUUCUCAUCUCUUGCAGGUGAACAGACCCCUGACUAUGAAGAAAGAAGGAAUUCAGACCAGAAACCGAAAAAUGUCCAACAAAUCAAAGAAAAGCAAGAAAGGCUCUGAGUGUUUUGAGGAACUGUCCAAGUGCAUGCAAGAGAAAUCGUCUCCUUUCAGCGCUGCUGCCCUUGCUAGUCACAUGGCACCUAUGGGGCAUUUGCCACCCUUCAGCCACUCUGGACACAUCCUACCAACACCUACCCCUAUCCACCCAUCUUCCAGCAUCUCAUUUGGACAUCCGCACCCAUCCAGCAUGGUUACAGCCAUGGGAUAAAACCUGACGACUAAGAGACCCACCCAGAGAUCGAGAACAUGGGGCUUUACCUAAGACGACACCAAGUAAGAAAAUGUUCUGCCAAGAGGAGAAUGUAGGGAUGGCGAAAAAGGGGAUCUGUGCUCCCGUGUGGUUUAAUUCUUCAUGCUGGACUAAAGCCUUGCAAGUGAUGGGUCUCCUGCAGAAACGUGUAGUGGUGCCUGUAAUGCACUUUGCCCCCUCAGGUAUAAGGAAAAGAAGAACUCACCUGGUCGAUAUUGAGUUGUGUAGCAGAAAGCAAAAGGUGGCAGAAGCAGAAAGAAGAGGCUGGAACUGGCUUUCCUUUCUCUCUUUGUUAUUACUGUGAAUAUUGUAAAGAGAUAUAAGCAGCCUCCCAGGAUGGAAUCGGCUCACUGGAAGCCACACAUGCUGGAUUUCUAUUGUGGACUCUGUUUGGGGAGGGGAAAGGAGAAAAAAAAAAAAAAAGAAAAAAAGAAAAAAGAAAAAGGAUGUCUUUAUAAAAACUUAAUUUUUAAAAUGAAAUCAGACACAAAGUCAUAUUUAUUUUGCUCUUGUUUUCCACAAAAAGCCUCAACCCCUCUGAGUGCAUGUUUGUGUGCUGUUGGUUGCAAUGGCUACCCUGUAUGAAAAUCUGCCUUCAUAAAUAUGGGAAGGGACACUAUUCAGCGGCCUCCCUAGAUUUGCUCCAUCUAUCUUCUGUACCAAAAUAUCCCCUAGGAAGGGAAUAAAGCGAGGGUGGGCAAAGCAAGAACUGUAGCCGCAGUAUGGGAUUUCAGUGCGCCCAAGACAGUGAUUAUUUUUGACACAAUUUCUUCUUUCAUGUUAGGGAAAAGAAUGACUUAUUUUAAAAAAACAACAACAAAAAGAAACCCCACACAACAGCCCCCCUCCCAGCUACACUAUUAUUCCUUGAACCAGACAGCUCCCAUCUGACUAACUGGUGGGAAGACGCUCCCGGAAGGCAGUCCUGCGUUAGCGAGGGGUGAAAUACCAAAUCGCUGCAGCUAACAUGCAGCAAAACAACAGGAAAAAUAAAAUGGCAGGGCAUAAAACCAUCCAACUCACAGACUGCUGAGGUUGAAGCAUUUUGUUCUGUUGUGUUGGCAGCUGUUGCUUAGAAAAAUGCAGCUCAGCUUCUUGGGUAAACUUAGGGCAGCGCGACAGCGGGUCCGCACGCAGCAAGGCAGCGUGUGCUGUCUCAGGCAUCCAGCCCCCACAGACUUCACAGGGAGGAAGGGCAGAAAUGAGGUUGAGAUCACUGGAGAGGGGAAAAGGAGAGACAAUCAGUUUGAGCUUCACACAUCCGUCAAAUCCCAGACGCAGCGACAGCUGAUGAGAUGAGGGAAAGUGCCGUACGGCCACUUUCCAUAGAGCAUUUUGUAAGAAAAAGAGAAGAAAAAAAAAAGAAAAAAAAAAGUAAAAAAAAAAAGUUUAGAUCUCCCAUUAUUAAACCACAUUGUACGUAAAUGACCGAAAACAAAGCUAUUGCGAAUGUGAAGUGUAUUCUAUUGAUUGUUAUGAUCUGAUGCCUCUCGUGAACACAAGCUCCAGUAUAACAUACAGUGUACAUAUUUAGCUAUACUUCUGAUGAAAACGCCCCAAUGAGCAGAGGGGUUUGAUAAUGUAAACCAUGUAAGCUUAACUCUGUGACAAGCUUCUUUCUUUUCUUUUUUUUUUUUUAAAAAAAAAAACUUUUAACUUUUUUUUUGUCGUUGUUGGGGUUGGUUUUUUUUUGUUUUUUUUUGUUUGUUUGUUUGUUUGUUUUUGGUUUUUUUUGGAUCAAGCCAAUUGUAUCUUUACUGCAAAAGUCCUGCUUUAAAGAAAGGGGAAAAAAGAAAAAACAAAGCCACAACAGAACAAAUAAAAAUGGCUGUAUGUUGAUUUUCUUUUUCUAACCACGUAAUUCGAAUAUUUGGUGAUGAAUUAAGAAGCAGGCAGACAUGGAAAAUCCUGCUUGCAUCCUUUUCCUGGUCUGUGUAGGCAUAUAGGUGCACUUUGUAAAGAAGUGGAAAUGAACGGGGGGAAACAAAAAGCAGUUGGGAGAAAUCACAAACCUUCUUAAUCUACUGAGGGAAAAAAAAAAACAAC
Molecule: messenger RNA, 4828 nt
Organism: Coturnix japonica (Japanese quail)
Lineage: Eukaryota; Metazoa; Chordata; Aves; Galliformes; Phasianidae
Source: RefSeq, a predicted model, not a curated record